Messenger RNA from Trichoderma reesei QM6a, 1956 nucleotides. Its product is annotated as branched chain aminotransferase. Lineage: Eukaryota; Fungi; Ascomycota; Sordariomycetes; Hypocreales; Hypocreaceae. Gene Ontology annotation, molecular function: branched-chain-amino-acid:2-oxoglutarate transaminase activity. The record is from RefSeq and is a predicted model, not a curated record. Gene Ontology annotation, biological process: L-valine biosynthetic process; L-leucine biosynthetic process. Gene Ontology annotation, cellular component: mitochondrion. Bases 495 to 1727 code for a protein of 410 amino acids. The transcript is spliced from 2 exons.
CCGAAUUUUCACGUAUCAGUCUUAUCGAAAAAGGCAAGGGAAAGCAGACUUGGGAACAAUUUACAGACUCUUGACAAAAUCGUAGGAUCAUCACCGUCAAGACUGAAAAUCUCCGCCGUACCAGAUUUUUGGAAUCCCCCAAUUUAAGCCAAAACGUGGAACCGGCUGCUGGCUAGUAGCAUCUUCCUCAAGCCUCCCUCUUGUUACUUGGCGUCCAAAAUAGUUCCCAGGUUCCAUACGAUAUACACGCACACACAAGCCGCGGCUGAUCAAUUUUUUUUCUUCUCUCUUUCUCCUGGCACGCUUUGAGUCAUUCUCCAUCGAGACCCGCCAUCGGACCUUAUCUUGCCCGCCAGCUCCUCUAUAUUAUCGGACCCUCCCUCCUCCUUCUACCUAUUUACCCUCCCCUUCACUCCCUCAACAACAACAUCCCGUCUCAACUCUUCUCCUCAUCUUCAUUCUUCCUCCUCCACCUAUCCCACCAAAUCGACACAAUGGCUCCCUCCGCUAUCCCUACUCAGGACGUCGACCUCACCGCGGCCAACAUCCAGGUCAAGGAGGCCACCCAGCCCACCAAGCCCAGCAAUGGCACCACGCCCGCCCCCCUCGAUGCCUCCAAGCUCAUCUACAACCUCACCAAGGACCCCCGUCCCGUCCCCGGCGAGGAGGUUGCCAAUGCCAGCGACCAGACCAUCUGCACCGACCACAUGCUGACGGCCACCUGGUCCGCCUCCGAGGGCUGGGGCGCCCCCGAGAUCAAGCCUUACGGCCCCCUGAGCCUCAUGCCCACGGCCUCGGUCCUGCACUACGCCACCGAGUGCUUCGAGGGCCUCAAGGCCUACCGCGGCUACGACGGCAAGCUGCGCGUCUUCCGCCCGGACUGCAACUGCGCCCGCAUGCACAUGUCCGCCGGCCGCAUCUCCCUGCCCCUCUUUGAGCCCGCCGAGCUGCAGAAGCUCAUCAUCGCCCUGCUGGCCGUCGACGGACCCCGGUGGCUGCCCAAGAACGAGCCCGGCCGCUACCUGUACAUCCGCCCGACCCUGAUCGGAACCCAGUCCCAGCUCGGCGUCCAGGCGCCCCGCGAGGCCCUGCUGUACAUCAUCGUCACCUACAUGCCGCGCCUUGACAGCCCUCCCGGCGGCAUGCGCCUGCACACCUCUCCCGAGGACAUGGUCCGCGCCUGGGUCGGCGGCUUUGGCUACGCCAAGGUCGGUGCUAACUACGGCCCCUCGCUGGCCGCCACGGCCGAGGCCCGGGCCCGCGGCUACCACCAGAUCCUGUGGCUGUACGGCAAGGACGGCGAGUGCACCGAGGCCGGUGCCAGCAACUUCUUCAUCGUCUGGAAGCGCAGGGACGGCAAGACGGAGCUCAUCACUGCUCCCCUGGACGACAAGCUCAUCCUGGACGGUGUUACGCGCCGAAGCAUCCUGGAGCUGGCUCGUUCGCGCCUGAGCGACGAGUUGGAGGUGACGGAGCGCAAGUACACCAUUGACGAGGUCAUUGAGGCCGAUGCCGAGGGCCGUUUGGUCGAGGCUUUCGCCGCUGGAACUGCCUACUUUGUCUGCCCCGUCUCGGCUAUCCACCACCGCGGCAAGGACAUAAACAUUCCCAUGGGCCCCGAGAACACGCCCAACGUCAUCACCUCCAAGAUCAAGACCUGGAUUGGCGACAUCAUGUACGGCAACGUCGACCACGAGUGGGGCGUUGUCAUUCCUGAGCGGGAGUAAACCCGAAAAGGCGGAGCUGCGACGAAGAACGGGAAAUGGCACGACGUUGACGAUGAUGACUUGUUUAGAUUUUUAUUGCAUGGGAAAAGUCGAAGGGUUGUAUGAUUUACACAAGGGAUGAAUGGGCGUUCAAUGGCGAAUGGGAGCAUGUCGCGACAUGGCCGUGAUUUUGAAGACGGGAUGCUGCGGGCUGAGGAACAUAGAUACAUAAGCGUAUGUACUUGGUAGC